Camelus dromedarius (Arabian camel) is the source of this 3616-nucleotide messenger RNA. RefSeq names its product transmembrane and coiled-coil domains 4 (gene TMCO4). NCBI's taxonomy places the organism in Eukaryota, Metazoa, Chordata, Mammalia, Artiodactyla, Camelidae. The coding region runs from base 275 to 1777 and encodes 500 amino acids. The record is from RefSeq and is a predicted model, not a curated record. The transcript has 15 exons.
ACUGGGAUGUCCAAACCCUGUGGGUUCUUCUGUGUUGGAACUGUUGCCAUGGAGACCUCCUGAGAUGCUGCAUUUACCGCCGGCCUCCAAUUUAACUUCCAGAUAGAGGCCAUCUCUGGAUCCCACACCCUAUGGGCCCACCGGCUGGUUUUUCUGGUUUGCUCCUCCAGGGCCAUGUGCAUAUUUCUCCAAAGAACCUUCCAGAAGCUGUAGAGCCUGUUUGCAGAAGGUAGUCGGGAGGCCCGCAGUUGUUUCCUGAAAUCUGGGGUUGGAAAUGGCCACACAGGACAGGUCAAGCCAGAAGCUGCCUCAGGCGGCCAAGCCGGCUGCGGAGGGGGAACCGCACCUGCCCAUGGGCCGGGAGCUGACCGAGGCCCACCGCUUCGCCUACGCCGCCCUGUGCGGGGUCUCCCUGGCCCAGCUGUUCCCAGAACCUGAGCAGAGACCCUUCUGCACGGAGUUCGUGGCUGGCCUGGUGAAGUGGCUGGAUUUGUCAGAAGCCGUCUUGCCAACCAUGACUGCUUUUGCCAGUGGCCUGGGAGGCGAAGGAGCAGACAUGUUUGCUCAGAUUUUAUUGAAGGACCCCAUCUUGAAGGACGACCCCCUGAUGAUCACUCAGGACCUUCUGAGCUUCUCACUCAAGGAUGGACGCUAUGAUGCGCGGGCACGAGUCCUCGUUUGCCACGUGACCUCCCUCCUCCGAGUGCCCUUGGAGGAGCUGGAUCUCCUGGAAGAGACAUUCCUUGAGAGCCUGAAGGAAAGCAAAGAGGAGGAAUCUGAAACGGCCGAGGCAUCCCGGAAGAAGAAAGAGAACCGGAGAAAGUGGAAGCGUUAUCUCCUGAUAGGUCUGGCAACGGUUGGAGGCGGGACAGUGAUCGGUGUGACUGGGGGUCUAGCUGCCCCUCUUGUUGCCGCCGGAGCCGCGACAAUCAUUGGCAGUGCUGGGGCGGCAGCUCUGGGCUCAGUGGCCGGCAUAGCUGUCAUGACCUCGCUGUUCGGUGCCGCUGGAGCCGGCCUGACAGGGUACAAGAUGAAGAAGCGUGUCGGGGCCAUUGAAGAGUUCACAUUUCUGCCCCUAUCCGAAGGCAGGCAGCUGCACAUCACCAUCGCCAUCACCGGGUGGCUGGCGUCCGGCAAAUACCGCACCUUCAGCGCCCCAUGGGCUGCCCUGGCCCGCAGCCGCGAGCAGUACUGCCUGGCCUGGGAAGCCAAGUACCUGAUGGAGCUUGGCAACGCCCUGGAGACCAUCCUCAGUGGUCUUGCCAACAUGGUGGCCCAGGAGGCCCUAAAGUACACGGUGUUGUCUGGCAUUGUGGCUGCCCUGACGUGGCCAGCCUCCCUCCUCUCGGUCGCCAAUGUCAUCGACAAUCCCUGGGGCGUGUGUCUGCAUCGAUCAGCAGAGGUUGGCAAGCACCUGGCCCACAUCCUGCUCUCCCGACAGCAGGGCCGGCGGCCUGUCACCUUGAUCGGCUUCAGCCUGGGAGCCAGAGUCAUCUACUUCUGUCUGCAAGAGAUGGCGCAGGAGAAAGGAUCCACUCCAGCAGCCAGAGUUGGCUCUUUCCUAACUCAGGUUUCCCCUCCUGGACUGUUCUGUUCUGGGAACAAUACCAGAUUCUCCCUUGGAUUGCCAAGGGAUCAUCGAGGACGUCGUCCUGCUGGGGGCACCCGUGGAAGGAGAAGCCAAGCACUGGGAGCCUUUCCGGAAGGUGGUGUCUGGAAGGAUCAUCAAUGGCUACUGCAGGUCGAGAAUUGCACAGGGAGGCGAGAAGGACCAUGAGACGCUAACAACAGUGGCCAUCCUUAUGGAAUGGACAGGGAUUGGAAGUAAGGCAUAAAAGAGCUGAUUUGACUGUUUAAGGUAAGGGCAGUUUAAAAAACAAGCAAAGAAGAAGAAUGGACACAACUUUGAUGUCAGACAGUCCUCGGUUAAAAUCUUGACUCCACCAUUGACCUCUUGGGUGGCUUUGGACUAACAAAUCUGAAUCUCAGUAUUCUUACCUAUAAAAUGGGAAUAGUGGGGCAGGGGGGCGGUUAUAGCUCAGUGGUAGAGUGCAUGCUUAGCAUGCAUGAGGUCCUGGCUUCAAUCCCCAGUACCUCCAUUAAAAAUAAUAAUGAUAAAUAAAUAAAUAAACUGAAUUACCUGCCCCUCCCAAAAAAAUUUUUUUAAAUAAAUUUAAAAAUAAAAUACAAUGGAAUAACAGUCCCUCCUUCACAGAGUUUCUGGGAAGAUAAAAUGAGAUGAGGUAGGAUGAGGGCUGGCACUUUAAGGUGCCCAAUAAGCAGUAGCCAUUCUAAUUAUUUCACUGGGCAUAUUCACAGCACAUGAUUUUUUGGUGCUUUCAUACACAGCAAAGGGAAAGAAUUAAAAUUGCAUGAGUACCAUAUGAAAAGAACAAAAUCUUAUUAAACCCAUCUAUUCUGUUGAGAAUCUGAGGCCAAUAAGGUUUUCCAUUAUUUUGUGAGAUCCUGGACCAUCUCUCUGGAGGAAAAAAGGGGGGAGGGGGAGGGGAGGGAGAGAGGAAGGAGAGACGAGGGAAGUCUUGACCAGACCAAAACAUUAACUGCAGUUGCCUGAUGAAAUUUAGCACCUGCCAGGAAUUCAUAUUCUUGGCCCCCAAAGGUAUUUUGGCUGCCGUGAACCUACUUAAAUAUGGGGAGUGGAGUGAGGGGGCAGGGGAAGCCUCAGGCCAAUGCCACCAGACUGUGCACAUUUAUAAACGUAUAAUGGACAUUAGCAAACUCCCUGCAAGUCCGUUCACUUCCUGGGCUCUCACGAACCCCCUGGAAGCAGCCGGAGUGAGCGGGACUGCUCUCCAUCGCACUGUGCAGAGAUGGCUGCUCAGAGAGGGUCAGGGACCUCGCCAAGGUCACUCAGCAGAGCUGGGAUGUGAACUCAGUGAGAGGGUUUCAUUCUGAGCCCCCGGGGGACUCCUUGCGCCAUCUCUACUCCAGGACCAUUGGGGAGGGGAUGAUGGUAGAAGGAGCAGGGAGGACUCUGGGCCUGUGAGGAGCCAAGGCACACCCUUCAGCGGGCCAGCGUUCAGCUGUGCGAUUCAUGCACCGGCUUGACACGGAGGGCCAUUGAGGCCCGGCUUGCUGGGCACCACCCCCCGGGAGUUCCUGAUUCCGCUCAGGAUACAGGAUACAGGAUAAAGGCCCAGUCCUGCCUUCUACAAGCUCUCAGCCUAGAAAAGGAGAAGACUCAGGAAGGGGCACACAGAGGACAUGUGACAGACGUCACCAAAGGAGCACAGAGCCGGCAUGAGGGGCAAGGGAUUCAUACUAUCGGGAGGAGGGGCCUAGGGGCACCCCCUGAGGGGUGGCCAAGAGCAGGGAGGACUGCCGUGUGGGUGGCACAGCUGGUCCCCCCAGCUCACAGAUGGGGGCCCCAGACCCAGAGUUCCACCUGGAGGAGCCUGGCAGCCCCAGCUCCCCAUGGCCCUCCCCCCAGAGCAGAAGCCCUACUGCCUUUCCUUCAAUUCCCAGGGACCCCUGGACCAGCCUCCACCCCCUAGAGACUGGAAGCCCCUCCCCAGCCAAGAGCAGUUCUCCCAGCGAUGGGCUGACCUCAUCCAGUUUCCACAUUCAUUCACUCAACAGAUACUCAUCAUUUGCU